Messenger RNA from Corythoichthys intestinalis (scribbled pipefish), 9306 nucleotides. It is a transcript of the gene rfx5, whose product is annotated as regulatory factor X, 5. Gene Ontology annotation, biological process: regulation of transcription by RNA polymerase II. The record is from RefSeq and is a predicted model, not a curated record. The transcript is spliced from 10 exons. The coding region runs from base 1021 to 3000 and encodes 659 amino acids. Gene Ontology annotation, molecular function: RNA polymerase II cis-regulatory region sequence-specific DNA binding; DNA-binding transcription factor activity, RNA polymerase II-specific. Lineage: Eukaryota; Metazoa; Chordata; Actinopteri; Syngnathiformes; Syngnathidae.
AUGAGUGAAUCCAGUCAAAUUCACUCACGCUGCCGAGAACAGACUCUCAAGUUGGCACAGCACACUUCAGACUGGGCUGCAAGUUUAUUACAUUUGUGCCUUUGACCAUAGAGCUACAGAGUCUUCUCUGACCAGAUCAAGGCUAUAAACCCGUCAAUCAUCAUUAACUUUAAAGGGUAUGACAACACCUGGGGAAAUGCUAAUAUUCCAUCAUUUAUCCAUCAAUGCAUGCCUUUUGAAUUCAUAUCAUGCCACUUCGUGUAAUUACACACAUCGCAACACCAAGAAAAUGAUAGAAAUUAGGUCGAUUGUCAAGCUAAAAGGACCCGCCCCCGAGAUGCCGGAAAUCUAGCAUAUUGUGUGCGUGACGUCACUUUCGGGAAACAGCCGGCUCAGUGCUUAGUACUGAAUGGCGGCGACGAUGGCGGACAAUUUUGUUUCUAUUUGCAGCGACGAAUCCGACGUAACGAACAUUCUUCUAAUGGUGACGAGGAGAGUUAUGACCCUAUCUUUGGUGUUUUGGGUUAUCAAUUUGAGCCCAAACGAAAGCCAAUGCAGCCUAAUGAAAGGAUCAUUGAGGGGAGCAAUCACACUGAUGAAACCCCGACAACAGUUCGUUUGGGAAACACCAAAUGGUAUGUUUUGCAUUUCUUUUUGUGAAGCUGAUACACCGUGACCGCAAAAUAAAGUAAUGUAUAGAAUAAUUAUCAUUUAAUAUGCUAUCAUCGGUUUCGCUCUGCCAACCGACACAAAUAUGAAUGGGAUUAGAGCAGGGGUCCCCAACCUUUUUUGCACCACGGACCGGUGUGAUUUGGGUCUUUUUUUCACGGACCGGUGUCCCACUUUUAUAUUCAGUUGGACUCUCAAUGUUAUCCAAUGGUGCUAAAAAACUAUUUACAUCACAAACAUACAUGUGCAACACGGAAAUGGCGUAAAUUAACGCUUAACGACACGGCGAAGUUGUUGUGUGCGCCAAACAUGGCAAACAUGUCGGUGGCGCGGGCCACUUAGCGGGUGGCCAUGUCGGAGGAGCGGCGGCAGCGGGCGCCCGGCAGCGAGGAGGGCGACACGAGCGACGGCGACGCCGAGCCAAGCGCGCUGCUGCAGAAGCUCAAGACCAACAUCUCGAAGAACGUCCAAAGCAAAGUGGACCAGAUCCUGCAAGAUGUUCAACGCUUCUCCGACAAUGACAAGCUGUACUUGUACCUCCAGCUGCCGUCGGGCCUCGGCGCCGGCGACAAGAGGUUCGCCGCCGACGCGACUUCUGCCCCGCCCUCCGGCGACAAGAGUGGCGGCGGCGACGCUUGGUUCAACACGUGCGAGCAACUCCUCACGUGCAAUUGGAUCCGCAGCCACCUGGAGGAGCACUCGGACACGUGUCUGCUCAAGCAAGACGUCUACGAAACCUACAAGCGCUACUGCGACAACCUGCAGCAGAGGCCGCUGAGCGCCGCUAACUUCGGCAAAGUCAUCCGGGACAUUUUCCCUAACAUCAAAGCGCGACGCCUGGGAGGCAGAGGGCAGUCUAAAUAUCCUGACCUCUGGUGGUUAGCGGUGACGUUAGCUAGCGUGUACAGUUGCCUUUUCCUUAACUACUCAGGUGGCACGUACUGUUACAGCGGAAUCAGGAGGAAGACAGUCCUCAACAUGCCACUCCUGCCCAAACUGGAUCUCAAGAAUGACCCGGCGGAGUUGACUGAGUUAGUCCAGACGUACAAACAGGAAGUAAUGGAAGCGGCGUGUGAGUUGAUCUGCGAUUGGGCGCAGAAGAUCCUGAAGCGUUCCUUCGACACAGUAGUGGAGAUCGCUCGCUACCUCAUCCAGGAGCACAUUGUCAACCCUCGAUGCAGCCAAGCCGAGCUCGUGGCGUCGGCAGCGCUAGCGGGAGGUCCCGCCAAGCCUCAUAAGGUCAUCAAGAAGAGCCCGCUGGCGUCCAAAUGCGAGGGUGACACCCCCGCGGAUCCUAAGCGGGACUGCGGCGACUCCGCCACCUCGUCAAAGCUGGCAUCCGACAAGAUGGUGGCGGUAUCCAAACCCCAGUCGCUAGAGGCCCCGCCUUCUCCCGCUGUCUCGUCUCUGAGGCCCGCGGUGGAGGCGUACAUGAAGCAGCUUCCACGAAUCCUUCCUCGCAGUUCCCUCCCGGAUAAGACGCCGCUGUCAGUGCGCUCGUCGCCGCCCUCUCUGGUGCCCAGAGAUGCUUCCGGCGCGGGCGGCGCCUCGGGAACGGGCGGCGCCAGCGCAGCGAGCGCCGGCGUAAAGGUGAUAGCCAUGGCGACGCUGCCCCAACAGCAGGGCGGGCCCCUCCCCUUGGUCAUCGUCCCCCAGGGGUGUUUGUCAUACGAACGGGAGAAAGCGCCCCCGCCCGCGUCGGUGCUCCAGAAGGUAAGGGAGGGUCCCGCCAAGCGGCCCCCAGAGGCCACGUCGGCAGGCGCUCCUGCGGGUCCUCCUGUCAAACGGAAACGCGGGAGGCCUAGGAAACCCCGCCCGGAGGACGCCUCGCCUCCGCCCGCCCCGCCCCCUCAUCCGCCACCGCCGCCCCACGGCCAAGUCAUCACCUCGGUGACGGGCGGCGUCAUCCAGAAGGCGUCCCCCUCUUCGUCCGCCGCGCAACCGGUGCUGGAGUUGCUCAUCCAGGAGCCGCCGAGCCUCCUCCUAAGCACAUUGCCGGACGCCGGCAGGCCGGGCAGCGACGCGAUGCGCCGGCGACUGGGCGACGGUUCAGCCCCUCCCGAACCUGACCACCGGCCCCGACCGCUGCUGCUCUUCCAGAGCGCCACUAACGCCGGCUGGGAGCUAGCGGCAGCCGGUCGCACGCCCAUGGUAGAGGUUAUCCAGAAGGCGCCCCGUCCCAACAACAACAAGAACAACAACCCUCCUCUGGCAGCUCCCAGAAUGCAACGCGACUGCGGCGACGCGGAUGUCACCAUCAAACCGUUGGACGUCAACAAACCAUCUUCCUCUCAGAUCAGUAAGGAGGAGGAGCCUGCGGACAGUCCCUAGAGGCCAGCUCCUUUUUUUACCUCAAAGCCCCACCCCCAGGUGGAAAUCCCAGAUUGGAAACCAAUCGGGAGGAUGAAUGAAGCCUGAUCCGAUGAUGAGUUCCCGUUGCACUAAACUUACACUGUGGCUCCUCCCCCGCUCCGCUUGUCCGUCCCUCCGUCCGUCCCUCUCGGGACGCAACAGGACAUUGACUUACUACGGGUCAGAACCUGCGGCAGGUUCUUCGUGCUGACCUCUCAACUCACUUGUGCUUCUUUGUUCAUUCGCUCCCGUCUUUGUGUGUACGUUUGUGUAUACCGAUCACAUGACCUCCCGUCCGAUCGGUUCGUCACCCGGCAGAACAAGCCGUCGUCGGGCGCGUCCCUGUGACGUCAAUGUCCAGAAAGGUGAGCACCACCUCCAUCAAAUGUUCUCAUGCAGUAAAAUAUAUCGUUAGCCCGUUAGCGCUCAUUUGUUUGCGCGGGUUUUGCCGUGUGGGAGGGCGGCCGGAUUUGGAGAAAAAAAUGUAAUAUUUGGUCCCGGUCGGCCAAAUCAAAAGACGCCAAGAUCGGGAAUCGGGUAACGCGUUUGCGUCCUCUUGCACUUUGAAUAAGGAAGUGACUUUUGACUGUUGUAGCAAGUGUUUUGUGCGUGUGACGCCAUCUUGUUUGUGGGUGAUGUUGUCCCAUGAGUUCUCUCUCGUGCCCCGCAUGGUUUUUGUGUGAAGUUCUUUUGGUGUAUUUGCGUUGUUUCUUGUUUGCACUUUAUAUUUUGUCCCCGUUCUUCUCGACGUUUUAUUCGACUGUAAAAAAAACUUGACAAUAAUCAUCAAAAAGGCACCUUUGCUUCCCUCGCCUCGUGGCUCCUUGGUUUGCUCGUGAAGAGAAAGUUGACGUGAUGGAUCUAUUUUCCUACGCGGACUGACACAAUAAAAACAUGUCACACGUUUACAGCACGAUUCUGGCUUGCUUUAUUGACAAAAAGAAAUAUUAUUUUACCUCAUUCACUGCCGCUGUGACCCGAAAACAACAGUAAGUGAUCUAAAAUGCUCCAAAAUCAACAGUAAGUGACCUAGAAAUGCGCUAAGAAACCCCUAAAUCACCAAAAAUCAACAGGGAGUCAGAGGCGUAGCAAGGGUCCCCGGGGCCCCAGGCAACAUGGGGCCCUUCUGAGUCAUGUGACACACAUACAUACUCGCGCAGUAUAAUGAAUACAAAGGUGGGGGGUGCGAGUGCGCGCUGCGUGCACGUGCGGUCAUCUGGGCCAUAAAAUUGGCGAAAACUAAGCACUUCACACUGACUCGUAUGGAUGUACUUACAGUCGUUCAUGGACGCACACAUUUUAACAGGUGGCCGUCCUCUGCUCAAAAUGUGCACCUUACGCUUAUUCUCGCUCCCAGAAUACGCAGCACUUGGGACGUAGGACAAUAACAGGACUGGUUGCUAUGGGAACGUACGCAUACCCAAGGAACCUUGCUAAAAGGAGUGUUAAAAUUGCUAAUAAAAUUGUUUAGGAUUAUUUUAGAUGCAUAUAUGUUAUAUUUUUCUUAUUGAGCAGACAUGUCCAAAGUGCGGCCCGGGGGCCAAAUGCGGCCCGUAGUCAAAUUUCAUCUGGCCAUUAAUAAUGUCUGGCCCGCACACAGAUUUAUUAAAUUGGUCAGCAGUACUGCUUACACAUUAAAUGCUUCUCCUCAUUUACCCACUAAAAGGCAGCAGCCCUGUAAGCAACAUUACCCCGUGUGACCCUUGACUUCCAAUUUUCUAAAAUGGCAACAAUCAACAACAAAAAACAAAGUUGACUGCAAAGGCCGACGCUUCAAGGAUAGGUGGAAAUUGGACUAUUUCUUCACUAAAAUACGCAACAACUGUGUCUGCCUCAUUUGCAAAGAGACAGUCACUGUUUUUAAAGAGUUCAAUGUGAGGCGAUAUUACCAAACAAGACACCCUGACAUGUACGACAAGAUUACAGGGAAGAUACGCAGCGAGAAAUUGAAGCAACUUGAAGCUAGUUUAAUUACACAGCAGCAGUAUUUCGCAUGAUCCCGAGAGUCGAAAGAGAACGCCACAAAGGCUAGUUGCGAGAUUGUUGAAAUUAUCAAUUAAAAAAAUUAAAAUAAAAUAAAUAGAGGUGGGAAUCUUUGGGCACCUAACGAUUCGAUUACGAUUCAGAGGCUACGAUUUGAUUAUAAAUCGAUUAUUGAUGACCCCCUCCCGCUAUUAGCUGCUAAUGUUUUGUACAUUAGUUACAAAAACUGUAAAAAAAUAAAAUAAAUUAAAAAUUUUUUUUAAAACCUCGCAGGCUUAAAUAAACGACUAUUUCAGUAUUAAGUUAACAGUUAAAAACAAUAAAUAAUAUACUCAAAGCUUUAAACUUAUAUCGUUAGCCCGUUAGCGCUCAUUUGUUUGCGCGGGUUUUGCCGUGUGGGAUUUAUUCAAUUAAUUUAAUGUUGUCAAUCAACCGUUAAAGUUGUUAAAAUUGCUCCUGUUAUUACAUAAUUUCCCUUUUGUCUACUUUCGACAUGUGAAAGUUUUAAAACUAUUUUAAAGAUAGAUUCAAGUCAAUAUUUUACCGAUUUAGGACUAUUUUAGAUAAAAAGUUAAUUAGGUUCGCUUGGAAGGUUCGCUACAACAGCCUUGCAGGGAAGUCUACUGCUUUAAGAUGGCGGCAGUUUACUAACGCCCGCAUCUAGCUUUCUCUACAUGUGCUGCUAUUGCCACUGAGUCUGUAUUGUAUGUCCUAUAUAAAUAUAUCUACCUUAACAUUAUGUAUUGUGGACGUACUUUGUAGCAGCUUUCGGCAGCAGUCAGGUAUGUUGUUGUUUUUUUUUUAUCUCGCGGCAUGAGUUGAGCUAGAGCCGUGAGUUGAGCAUUGGCAUUACUCGAGGGGCCGGGUAAUGACAAGCAUGAUGUUUAGCUACUCUCGCUCCGUUCCUCAUUGCGUCCCGAAGACCGCGCGGCGCGCUGAGUGUGUUUUACUUCCGCUUUACUUGACAUAUUUCAAUAAUUGGAAUUUGGAUGUUUGUGAAUCAUUCUCGAAUCUUCCACGGCCAAAUCGCGAAUAAUCUAAGAAUCGGAAAUUUCGCACACUUCUAAUAAUAAAGCCAAUGUGACACACAGAAUGGCUUGCUAAAAUUUGCUUAAAUAUAUUGUUCUACGUAAAGGACGUCAGCCAAGGUCGGCCCCCCACAUUUUUACUACACCAAAUCUGGCCCCCUUUGCAAAACGUUUGGACACCCCUGUUAUAGAGUAUUCGACGAGGAAUACGAUAGACCCAUUAAUAGACUUUUGUGGAAAAAUAAUUUAAGUGGUCCCAUGGAUAAUGAAGUGGCCUGUGAAAAUCAACGUAAAACAACUUAGCAAGGACUUUCCAGAUAGUACUAGGUGAGUCACUCUUUAAACAAUCAUGUGGUAUUAAUAGCUGAUUUGGACAUUCUUAAACAUGUAUAAUCUAUGUGACAUGGUUAGUGCUGAUUGGGAUAGACAACAGAAUUGUUAGAUAAUCUGCCAAAUUAUCCCAAGGUAUUGAAAUACUUCCUACACUUGUCGCUGUGAAAGUGCAGUAAAGCUGCGUGUGCUAAAUCUGUUGGCCCACUGGGGGCCCCUGCUGGCUGGGGGCCUUAGGCAAUUGCCUGGUUUGCCAAAUGGGAUGUGACGCCUCUGCAAGGAGUGACUCAAAAAUGUCCGAGGAUCAACAUAAAGUAGCCGCAGGCAGUUUGCAGACCAGCAGAGCCAAGCAUCCCCACGCAAUUUCUCCAGAAAAUGCAUUUUGUAGUUUUUCAAUGACCUUGACGACAAUCGACUGCUCCUCCCACUUGAAAAAGAUCGGCUGUCUUGUCAAUGGCAGCCAAUGACUUAAUGGCGUACCGCACGCAACACGUCUUUUGCUCAUUAAUAUUCAUGACGUUAGCAAUUGUGGCUAAGCGGGUCAAGCUCCCGUUUGUCCCUAAUGCUAAAUGCAUGGAAAUAGUGUACGAAGGAGAUGUUUACUGAGCUAAAGCUACCAAUUUUGUCUGAAAAUAAUGUCCCUGGUGCCAAAUUCACUGGUAAAGAUGUGGAAGAACAUAGAAAUGUUCAGUUAAAGAGAUGGCUUGAGUGUCGAGGGCUGAAAAAGACGAGCCGACCUGAUCUAGAGGUAGCUUUUUUAUCGACACCUUUUUCUUGUGUGCAUUGCUUACGCCACUGACACUCAAAUUCUCCUGUUUCAACAAUUUAUCCUUUACCACCAUAUGCCUAGUCUCCCUUCUAUAUUAUAUUCUCUGGUUGUCUUACAUCUAUGACCGUUCUUGGGGGUAAUUUACAUUGCUAUUUUUUUUGUGUAGCGAUUGCAAAUGCUACUCAGUGACAGCCAAUGAACACUUUUAAUUUUUUCAUUAGUAUAGAAUUUUAAUAUUUGUUAUUAAAGUUUUUUUUUUUUUCACAACAGAAAAGGUAACAACAGUGGCAGUCAGAUACCAUUUUAAUUGUUUUCAUUGUCAAACAGAAACAGCACAGCAAGGCGCCAUGCUAAAAAAUAAGUAAAAAUAUCAAAAUGGCUUACCUCUUCGUCCUUUGUAGGACCAUGGCCUCCAAAAUGUUUACUGCAUAUGAAGGUGAAUAGCUUCAGCUUGCUGGCGUUAAACUGGUCUUUUGACAUCCGCACAAGUUGAUCCAUUCUUCACUUUUUUCCCUCUUUUUUUGGGGGGGCUUCGGGAAACGUAUGAAUAAAAACAUCCUUCAUAUGUCGUAAUGUCUAGAGUCGUUUCACUAGUUCCAUGGCAGCACUGUUUACUCGGCAUGUUCUCUUUGAAAGAUUACCAGCAGAAAAAAGGAGUAAUGACAUGCGUUGUAUGUGAGGGCGUGUCUAUGUUGACCCACUUCCGGGUUAAGAUGGCGACGGUCAGUCUAAAAAUAGCAUUCGUACGGUACGCUAUUGCUAAUUCUGUUUACAUGUGAAACUAAUGCUGCAUUCGAGGAAGGUGGGAAGUCUGGAGUUUUCCAACCUCUGACGUAACAAGGACUGCAGGUAUCGAUUCAAUUUGGCAAUGUGACCUUUGACCUCAUGCCCACAAAAUUUAAUCACAGUAGGGCUUCAGUAUUUUAGUAGUCAAUUAUUCUAUCAACCAGUUAGUUCGAAUAAUCGAGUCAUCGGAUUUAAUGCAUUGCAUAAUAAAUUUUAGGAGAUUAAAACAAAGGCUUGCUAAAAUUGCACUUUCAAAGGAGCAUUAAAUGCAAAUACAAAAUAAAAUUCUGGAGCGUUUCUUCAAACUAUGCAGAAUUGUUCUCUGUCAUGUAAAAAAAAAAAAAAAAACGGUAUGAAAAAGAUAUAAAUAAAUUAGGAUCUAAGUUAAGGUUGUCGACAGUCCCGGAUCGCGCUGGACAACCAGCAACAUAGGAAGUUCCGAUUGGUACCGACGGUGGGUUUGUUUGAAUGCGGGUUGUCCCACACAAUUGGAACUUCCUAUAUUGCGGGUUGUCCCACACGAUCCGGGACUGUUUGCAACCCUAGUCUAAGUACAACCAAGAGAACAAUUGGCUAACUUGCAUAGCAAAAGUCCGCUGACUUCAAUGCUCUUUUUUUUUUUUUUUUAUACAAUUCUCUUAACAAAUCGUUCAAACACAUAUUCCCACAAAAAACAGCUAAUUGUACUUAUAAACUAAACUAUGAAUGCAUAAAAAAACAAUAGCUCAAACAAAAUGUACCUUAUGUUGGUCUUAACAUGGAGCAGAUGGAUUCUGCCAUGUUAAAUGAGUUGUAUCAAAUUCACUGUUGCCAUUAGAGGGCAGUGUAUCCACCCAAAUCAAUAAAACUAAAUGCAGACACUUCCAAACCAACCUUUACAACGCCACUCUAGUUAAACGAAUUCUCAAUGCAGCGAAAUUUGAUUCGAAGUUUUUUUCUAAUCGAAUUACUGGAGUUCAUCAUUUCAUCGUUGAAUCACUAAGCGCAACUCGAAGUGGGAUAUCCUAGUCACUUUAUGAGUUGCUUCAAUCUGGCGCCACUCGACAAAAUGGUGCUCAAGACAACGAGCUAGGUUUGCUGGAGGUUAAAAAUGUCUUUUGAUGGCCAAAAUAAAAAAAAAAACAACUUGGCCAUUAGAUUAGCCAUCUUUUCUGUUUAAUUCCCUUGGAACUCUUUGAGAUCGCAAGUGGUACAAACCGAGUGGCAUAGGUCCGACUUCCUACCUUCCUCAAAUGCAGCGUUAGGUCCGUUGAAGAUUUCCUCAUUCUUCGCUCACAUUGGUUGACACAUGCUCGGGAUUGAGAGUGGCCAAUCAGCAGGCGUGUUGUGAGUCGCCGUGUUGAAGUGGCGACAAUUUGACAGUCCAAAAAGUCAGGAAAGUGAAAGCGA